AAAUCAAACGUUUGGAAAAUAAAAUUGAAAGUUACAAAGUUGCUAGUAAAGCGAUUAAUGGCAGCACUGAGAUUCAAAAUAAAAUCUCAAAUCCAAAUUAUAACUUCCAACAAGGAUUCAACGCUGAAACAUUGAAUCAUUGCUUGCUUUUGAAGCAUAAAUGCCUGGUUGAUGAAGUAAAAGAAUAUAACAAAAAUAAUGAUGAUACAAUUUUCAAAGUU
This is a messenger RNA of Ambispora leptoticha, 221 nucleotides long. Lineage: Eukaryota; Fungi; Glomeromycota; Glomeromycetes; Archaeosporales; Ambisporaceae. The record is from the annotation of a GenBank genome assembly.